Messenger RNA from Puccinia triticina, 636 nucleotides. RefSeq lists its product as uncharacterized. NCBI's taxonomy places the organism in Eukaryota, Fungi, Basidiomycota, Pucciniomycetes, Pucciniales, Pucciniaceae. The record is from RefSeq and is a predicted model, not a curated record. The coding region runs from base 1 to 636 and encodes 211 amino acids. The transcript has 2 exons.
AUGGACCAAGGAAGCACUAGCCCUCCUCAACCAUUGUUCAUCCCACCAUCUAGCCCCAUCAUUGGUUCCCUACCUCUGUCAAAUCCCAUCAGUCCCAGCGCCGUCCCUCCGCCAAUUCCCAACUGUUGCACCUUAGCCGACCUACUCAUCCCACCAAUCAGCCGAAAUCCUUCGCAAAGCUCAGUCUCUGAUUGCAAGCCAGCCAGCAUCAUCAAAUCAACUCCUUCCGGCAGCAUGAAAGACGCGGAGCCUUCAAAGAAGAAGAAGUUCCCCAAGCCAUUGAAAACUAACCUGAAACUCAAGCCAAGGCCGCCGUCUUCUCCACGCUUGAGGAAGGAUCGUACCGCGCACAAUGAUGAUAGUGAUUACGAAGUACCUGAAGUAAUGCCACCCAACCCCUUGGAUGAUACUUCUUCUGACGACGCUGAUGAUGAAAGUGCCAAUUUUGCUGAGAGUGAUGCACCCAAGACCGACAAUGACAUAGAAUUCAAUCAAAUCCCAACAAGAAGAAGAAACAAACUUCCCGGAGUUAUUGACAGCGACAACGGAUUCAACUCUGACAAUGCUGAUGCUGAUGGCUCCGACUCGAACCCCAAUAAUCCUGAUUCCAACUCUGGCUCUGACACCAGAAAUUGA